Letharia columbiana is the source of this 2877-nucleotide messenger RNA. RefSeq lists its product as uncharacterized. The record is from RefSeq and is a predicted model, not a curated record. The transcript has 6 exons. NCBI's taxonomy places the organism in Eukaryota, Fungi, Ascomycota, Lecanoromycetes, Lecanorales, Parmeliaceae. Gene Ontology annotation, biological process: regulation of transcription by RNA polymerase II. Bases 1 to 2877 code for a protein of 958 amino acids. Gene Ontology annotation, cellular component: Rpd3S complex.
AUGGCUUCUCAAAUGGCCUCGUCAAGGCACUUGCGGAGGUCUCGAAUGUCAAGCCCAUCGCACUCCUCUACGCAACACAACGUGCAUGUGAAAACUGAAGCCCACGUAGGCGACUUGAAUGGAGACAUGGAAGAAGAAUGGACUGAGCCACCUCUACGAGCACCAGCACCCAGCUUUGAAGACUACAAAGGGCUAGAACGGCAUGGUGUACUGGAGCAUAUGGCCCCUCUAGGAACUUUCCCAGGUCAGAAGGUCAAAACGAGACUGAAGCACCACGAGCCUACGCGGAGAAUAGCACAUCUAAAGAAUGGGGAAGCAAGAGGGGCAAGGGAGGAGGUGAACACUCCAGAACCGGCACCACCAGUUGGAACAAGACGCUCUGAGCCCCGCAAAACCGAAGAAAGGCUCGGGAAGGUCUCAUCAUCUCGAGAAAGAGACCAGGAUAACGACUACAACCCAAAGGGUAGUGCAAAGACUACGACGAUUAAGGCAGCCUCAACACAAGCAGCACCUCUCGGAACCCCAACCUCACGCACGGGGGUCGGACAAACACGGUUACAGCAAAUAGUUGAGUCGGCUAUCGACCGAUCACGAGAGCUUGGAGACCCUGCGCUCGGUAUCGCUUUGAAGCAGCUGUAUGAGGAAAGCCUGAGGAAUAGUGUGGUAGCCGACCUUCUUGAAGCUGUGCUCUCUCAAAAGCCAACGUCGCAACAAACUGCUGAAUUUCAGAGCUAUAUCAAAGCCGCGAGGAAGCAGAUUAGAGCUACUGAUGAUCCAGCGAAGCAGUUUAAACAUUCAGCAUCAAAAUCAAUUUCGAGGUCUCCAACUGCCAAGAGUGCCAAAGUGGGUGUUGUACGCCACUCUGGUACCACAAAGGACCGAGCCAGUGCGCCUGUACUCAACAAUUAUCCUCCCAAUUCCAACAAUCGAUCUUCGAAACCAAAAAGCACUGAUAUGGAAAUGAAUGGAACCCCCUCCAAAGACGAGCGCCCCUCGAAACGAGUAAAGCGUUCGAAGAGUGCAUCAAGUGACUCGUCUCUCUCGUCAUUGGAUUCCGCUGUCGAAGACUUUGCUCCCGCCAUUGAAUUAUCAAUGCCCAGUGGAGCUAACGCUGUUACUCAUCAAGGACUGAACCAAGCUAAGCAGAAACCCGCGAUGGGGCCAAGAUUAGGAUCGUUCUCUACGCGACCUAUUGAUCCAUCUGUUAGGAAGCCCAUCACCCAACCUAGCCAUCUAACGCCGGAAGAGCUUAGUGCGAAGCGUAAGGAGAAAUUGACGCAGAAUUACCAAGACUACGUUGUUGGACACAGCAAGGUGCGAGCAGAUCCAAACCCAAUAAGACAGCCCCACUCGACUGCUCCUUUAGCCGUGUUGUCGGCGGAAGCACAGCAAGCACGAUUACGAAAUGGUGUCAACCAAAAGAGUAGAAGAGAUGAGCCAGAUUACCUCGACUCCCCAACAUCUUCUUCUUACGGCGAACUUCUCAUUCCGCCGCCGCCAGGUGCUUCCAGAGGGGCCACUCCGAAUCAGUUGGGUCGUCCAUCAAAGGGAGUUAAAAAAGCUGCACGAAUCAAGAUGUCUCCUCUCAAGAAGCGCAACGCUGUUACCGCUGGGAUCGGUCGCGCAGUAGAGUCCGAGAGCAAUGGAAACGCUUUCGGUUAUUAUGGUCGCAAUGAUGACAGAGAAGAUAAACAGAACUCGGACGUCUGCACAUCCUGUGGUGGCCCCGGUGAGCUGGUCUGCUGUGAAGGAUGUUGGCGCGCCUUCCACCAUUCGUGCUGGGACCCCCCUCACGGUAAAGAAAACCUUCCCGAGGGCGACUUCUACUGUUAUAAAUGCCGCGAUCGUCGCAACUUAUCACCGAACGCAACACCGCCCGGAGUCUUGGGCGGACUGUUUGGUGACCUUGUCAAGACAAAUCCCGUGGCUUUCAACCUUGCCAAUUCUGUCAGAGACUACUUUGAAGGGGUCAAAACCGGGGAGGAGGGCGAAUACGAGGAGGCUAGCACCGUCAAAGCAAAUAAGGCACGUGCUGGAUACGAAGAAGUCGCCAACAAUUUCAAGCUUCGAGAUAGCAAAGACAACACGGUCAUUUGUUUUCGUUGUGGCAAGUCUGCCCUAGACCACAAUGAGCUUGUCGCAUGUGACUAUUGCAAUCUAUCCUGGCACCUAGAUUGCAUCGAUCCUCCGCUUGCUGCUCCACCAGUGCGGCGCAACAAUGGUCGACCUCGCUUUACAUGGAUGUGUCCUAAUCACGUCGAAAACGAGCUGUCAGGCCUCGACCCUUCUCUUGUCAAAGGCUCCAAUCAAGUUCAACCAGAUAGCAGCCGCUCGUACAAGAUUCGUCGCCCCAAGAAAGCGAAUGUUGUCACGCCAGCUGUGCGUCGUGGUCUCAAGAACAACGGUCUCAUCGAGAUCGAGCUUGAUGUUAGUGAGGAGGAGACCAGGAUUGAGAAGAACGAGAAGGGAAAGGUGAUUUAUCGUUACCAAGAGAAUGGUAUCAAGCUGGACUUCAUUCACAAGGCGAAGCUAGCCCGCGAACAAGCGGCUCAAGCGAAGCAAAGGCUGGCACCGGUUCAAUCUCGCGCACCUACCACUAUCAUAGUCGCCAAACCACAGCAGGCAUCGUUCGAUAAGCGUCCUUUCUCUGAGCGCAAAGCCGCCCUGAACCUUGCUCAACUGGCUCAGUCUGAUGCGACGCUCAAUCCAGACAAGGUCAAGAACCUCAUAGGCACACUCAUUGCUGAGGCACCCAUUGGAGUCGAAACUCUUUACAAUUCUGGAGAUUCUGCCGACGCCGCUCCGAGUGAGCAGGAGAAGAAAGAUUUGCAGGCAUUGAUUGAACUAGCUCGCCGCCGCCUUGAUGGUAGCUCCUGA